CUUUUAAAUAUAAACUCUAUAUUUAAAUUUUAAGAAAUUUUUACUGUAGACUAAAAUCAUGACGACUUCCAGAGAUUUCACGGGAAAAGUAGUGCUGAUCACCGGCUCGAGCGGUGGUAUCGGUGCCGUCACUGCCGUAGAGUUCGCUCGACUCGGGACUCAAGUGGUGGUCACCGGUCGCAGAAAGGAUAGGGUGUCCGCUGUGGCCAACCAGUGCGCUGAGGCAUCGCCUACCGGUGCUAAAGCCCUGGAAGUGGUGGCCGAUGUCACCAACGAUGACGACUGUCGCCGAUUAGUCUCAGACACUAUCAAGACGUUCAAAAAGCUGGACAUUUUGGUGAACAACGCGGGUCUAUAUUUAGUGUCGAGCAUAUGGGACGGGGAUAUCCUCGAUAAGUAUGAGCUCAUUAUGAACACAAACCUCCGGUCAGUCGUAUGGUUGACUCACUUAUGUGUCGAGCAUUUGGAGAAAACUAAGGGAAAUAUCGUUAACAUAUCGAGUAUUUCGGCUUUUAAACCGAGAGGACUAUUGUAUUCAAUGUCAAAGGGGGCGCUGGAUAUGUUCACAAAGUGCGUAGCGCUCGAGUUGGGCCCCAAAGGUAUCCGAGCUAACGUUGUCAAUCUCGGUGGAGUGAAGUCCAAGGUUUUCGAAAUCACUCACAACUUCACUAAAGAAGAAGUGGACGAAUAUUAUGAGGGGUUGGCCACGAAGUACCCGAUAGGACGGAUGGGUGAGCCCAUGGAUGUGACAAAAGCCGUGUUGUAUUUGACGUCCGAUGAGGCGUCGUUUGUGACCGGAUCCAACUUCGUGGUCGACGGCGGCAAACAAUAUGUCUAACCCUCGUAUUUAUCACAUUGCGGCCAUGUCUUAUUUAUUGGCCUAG
Messenger RNA from Oppiella nova, 884 nucleotides. The record is from the annotation of a GenBank genome assembly. NCBI's taxonomy places the organism in Eukaryota, Metazoa, Arthropoda, Arachnida, Sarcoptiformes, Oppiidae.